UUGAUGCAGGAAUCUGUCCGAAGGAUAAUCGAGACGGAGGAAGCGAGAAUGGGCCUGAUUGUGGUGAAUGCCUGGUACGGGAAGUUCGUCAACGACCAGAGCAGGAAGCAUGAAAAGGUGAAAGUCAUAGAUGUGACGGUGCCCUUGCAGUGCCUGGUGAAGGACUCCAAGCUCAUCCUCACAGAGGCAUCCAAGGCUGGUCUGCCCGGGUUCUAUGACCCUUGCGUCGGGGAGGAGAAGAGUCUGAAGGUGCUCUACCAGUUCCGAGGAGUUCUGCACCAAGUGAUGUCUGCCGACAACGAGGCCCUUAGGAUACCAAAGCAAUCUCAUCGGAUAGACACAGAUGGCUAAUUUGGCGGCGAAGCAGGGAAGAUGCCAGGUUCUGUGCCGGGGUCGACAGAAACCGUGCCAUCCUUCCUCCCCGGAUUCAGCACAUCUUCAGGGCCGCUGGAGACACCUCUUAUUUUAUGAUCUGUACAGAAAGGCUGGGGUUUUUUACACCAAUUACGUUAACGGGACAAAUGAGAUGAAGUGACUUUUGAUGAGAGCAAAACCCGGGUGCUGCUGGGCCGAUGCCACCAGCACGUGACAGCUUCCUGUCUUGCCCCAGGUCCGUGGGGAGGGGGAUGGAGUGCGGGGGUGAACCCCUCCCCCCCAUGCCCAGGACCGUAUUAUCUUCAGCCAGGGGGACUUUGGGGGAGGAGGCUAUCAGUUGAGAUGGAAAUAAGAGUUGUUACUUUCAGAGAAUAGGGUUACUUCAAACAAAGAAUACGGUGGGUUAAAGGAAUUACCCGCCUUGGCCCACCACCUGUCUGUCCCCCUGCUCCUGGAGGGGCAAACCUGUGUAUCCUCAGCGAGGCAAAGACUGUGUAGUGUUCACAUCUCUUCUGAAAUCAAAACACAGCUUCUACUGCUCUCCUGUCCUGGCCACACUCUUAGUUGGGAGUGGAGGGGACAUGCUCAGUAAGAACAGCACCCCCGUCAGAUUGCCCGUGGUCCCAGAGGCCUUUUGAAAGAACAGCCCUUCCUUGGAUUACAGUAGCCACACGUGUGUUCUUCCUGAUUGUCAAGCUAGGAAAAGGGUGGGUGGAGUGGCAACGGGGAGGCCAAAUGGCUGCAAAACAAGUGUGCCAAAUACGAGCAAACCUCUGCACAAUAGGGCCACCACCCCUUCUGAUGCUGUGGUGUGUUGUGUGUGCUAAUUGCUCCUCUGGGCAGGAGGCUGCUGUUGUGCCACCUAAAGCAGCUGCCCCACCUGUUUCUGCAGCCUCCGUGCAAGAGGAAUGGUGGCGAAGGCUGCUGGCAUACAAGACUUGCUCUUGGUCCCUCCUCAGAGCACCUGCUUUUACUUUUACACAAGCUUCCCGAAAGCAGGUGCAUCUAAACCAAAAUGAGCACUGUAGCAACUGGUAAUCCUUGAACGAGAUGCGCUCAUGGUAUACUUCUCCACCCUGCUGUUCUUCCGUGUCCUUACCAGUCUCUCUUUCGUGGGCCGACAUUCUUGACCCCUCAAUAAGCCAUAGCCUUUACCCUGAGCAAAACAAUAGGAGAUUCCAAAGAAUCUUAGACGUGGCCUGCCACCCUCCUGCUUUUUUCAUCCUGAGAAUCACGAUUAUUUGACAAAUAGCUUCAUCUCCUCUGUAGCCAGCUCCAACUGCUCUUCCCUUCGUUUCUGUUUAACUACCUGUUGUGCAGUGAAAAUUCCCGUUCCCCACGGGGUUCCCGGUUCUACAGGUGGAUUUUCCCAAUAUCCAUUAAAGCUGUUGGGAGAAGAAAUACUUUGCAUGGCCAUAGUAAUCCCCCUGGGAAAGCAGCGGGGGCAGCAGAUGGGCAACGUUUUUAAUCCGACUCCAGGCUUGGAAAGGGGGUUUCUGAGGGACUCCACGCAAAGCACAAGAAGGCACGAGGGCCUCUUGCUUGGUGGUUUAUUCUGGGACAUACAUCUCUGCAAUGACAGUCUUCCCUCCCUUCUCCCCCUUCUGCGACUGGGAACUUUGCAAAGCGCAUGACGUGCUGCUGAGGGCGGAGCCUCUGGUUUCUACUGUAACAAAUAAGGACAAUAAAAUUG
Molecule: messenger RNA, 2068 nt
Organism: Gekko japonicus
Lineage: Eukaryota; Metazoa; Chordata; Lepidosauria; Squamata; Gekkonidae
Product: dnaJ homolog subfamily C member 11-like
Exons: 4
Coding region: 4-351 (115 amino acids)
Biological process (GO): cristae formation
Source: RefSeq, a predicted model, not a curated record